AUGGUACUUUCAAUAGAAGAAGUUAGUAAACAUAAUAAUAGAAAAGAUUGUUGGGUAAUAGUUCAUGAUAAAGCUUAUGAUUUAACUGAAUUUAUGCCAGAACAUCCAGGUGGUGAAGCUAUAAUAUUAAAAUAUGGUGGUAAAGAUGCAACAAAAGUUUUUGAUCCAGUUCAUCCACCAGAUACUUUAACAAAAUAUUUAAAACCUGAAUUUCAUAAAGGAGAAGUUGAAAAAAGAAAAAUUCAACCAAAAAAGAAACAACAAACUAAAACAACUGUUGUUAAACAAGAAGAAUCUUCAACUUCAACAAAUGGUAGAAAAAUUGUUGAUGAAUUUGAUGUUGAAUAUGAUGAACAAGAUGAUAUGGAUCCAAUACCUACAGAAGGACAAAUUCAAGUUUCUACAACAGUAGAAUCUCAAGAAGAAGAAGAUGAAGAAUUAUUAUAUGAUGAAAAUGGAGAUCCAAAUCCACCAGAAGAAAUUCAAAGAUUGAAAAAUGUUCGUAAUAAACCAGAUUUAGGACAAAUUUAUAAUUUAAAUGAUUUUGAAUAUGUUGCAAGAAAUACAAUGGAAAAAACCGCAUGGGGUUAUUAUAGUUCAGGAUGUGAAGAUGAAAUAACAAUGAGAGAAAAUCAUGAUGCUUAUCAUAGAAUAUUUUUUGAACCAAGAGUUAUGGUUGAUGUUACAAAUAUUGACUUUUCAACUACUAUGUUAGGUACUACCACUUCAGUACCAUUUUAUAUAACUGCAACUGCAUUAGGUAGAUUAGGUCAUCCAGAUGGUGAAAAAGUUUUAACUAGAGCAGGAGCAAAAGAAGAUGUUAUACAAAUGAUUCCUACAUUAGCAAGUUGUUCAUUUGAUGAAAUUGUAGAUCAAGCUACAGAUAAACAAACUCAAUGGUUUCAAUUAUAUGUAAAUGCAGAUAAAGAAAUAUCAAAAAAAUUAGUUCAACAUGCUGAAAAAAGAGGUUGUAAAGGUUUAUUUAUAACAGUUGAUGCACCUCAAUUAGGUAGAAGAGAAAAAGAUAUGAGAUCAAAAGAUAUUGAAGAUGUUAGUAAUGUUCAAGGUGAUGAAGAAAGUGAUCGUUCUCAAGGUGCUGCAAGAGCUAUCUCAUCUUUUAUUGAUACUUCAUUAAAUUGGAAAGAUAUUGAAUUUUUUAGAUCAAUUACUAAAAUGCCAAUAUUAUUGAAAGGUAUACAAUGUGUAAAAGAUGCAAUAUUAGCAGCAGAAUAUGGAUUAGAUGGUAUAGUAAUAAGUAAUCAUGGAGGUAGACAAUUAGAAUAUGCAAAAGCUCCCAUUGAAAUUCUUAUGGAAACAAUGCCAGUAUUAAGAAAAAAGGGAUUAGAUAAAAAUUUCGAAGUUUAUAUUGAUGGAGGAGUAAGAAGAGCAACUGAUAUAUUAAAAGCCAUUUGUUUAGGUGCAAAAGGUGUUGGAAUUGGUAGACCAUUCUUAUAUGCAAUGUCAACAUAUGGAGAUGAAGGUGUUCGAAAAGCUAUACAAAUUUUAAAAGAUGAAAUGACAAUGAAUAUGAGAUUAUUAGGUGUUACUUCUUUAGAUCAAUUAAAUGAAGAAUAUUUAGAUAUAAAUGCAUUUAGUUCAAGAUUUGUACCUGAAGAUAAAUUAUUUAGAAAAGUUUAUCAACCAUUAACUAAUCCACCAUUUAAAAAUAAUAGUAAAUUAUAG
Molecule: messenger RNA, 1683 nt
Organism: Lodderomyces jiufengensis
Lineage: Eukaryota; Fungi; Ascomycota; Pichiomycetes; Serinales; Debaryomycetaceae
Gene: CYB2
Product: Cyb2p
Exons: 1
Coding region: 1-1683 (560 amino acids)
Biological process (GO): lactate metabolic process
Molecular function (GO): L-lactate dehydrogenase (cytochrome) activity; heme binding
Source: RefSeq, a predicted model, not a curated record